This is a messenger RNA of Papaver somniferum (opium poppy), 963 nucleotides long. RefSeq lists its product as uncharacterized. The record is from RefSeq and is a predicted model, not a curated record. Bases 1 to 963 code for a protein of 320 amino acids. NCBI's taxonomy places the organism in Eukaryota, Viridiplantae, Streptophyta, Magnoliopsida, Ranunculales, Papaveraceae. The transcript is spliced from 3 exons.
AUGGCUUCAUCUGAUUUUGAUACACAGAGAGGACGGAAGGGUUUUAUCAGUGAAAAGGAUAUUGCUUUGGUUUUAACAAGGUACAGUGCACCAACAAUACUAGCUCUACUUAAGGAAAUUGCUCAGUAUCCUGAUGUGAAAAUAGAUUGGAAUGUGUUGGUCAACAAGACGACGUCCGGAAUUACCAAUGCCGCCAAAUAUCAGAAGCUAAGGAGACAUUUGGCCUAUUGCGAUAAACUGCCAGAAAUAAUAGAAGAGAAAAUUGAGGAGCAGCCAUUGGAAGAAGAUGAUAGUGAUUUGGAGUAUGAGUUGGAAGCUCUUUGUCCUGUUAAUGAUGAAGCAUCAUUAGAGGCUGCAGGAGGAGGUUCUGCGACUGUAGAAGCUCCAUUGACUAUAAAUAUACCUACUUGGCAGGAUUAUAAAAUGACAACAACUGUAUUGAGAACAGCUGAAGAAGGAUUGGAUGCAACUGCGUCAAAUGCUGGUGGUCAGCCUGAAAAAGGAAAAAGGAUGCACUGGACGGCAGAGGAUGAUAAUGAACUCAUUGCUGUUGUGAAGAAAUUUGGUAAAAGAAAUUGGGCUGACAUUCUUAAGAGAUGGGGAAUCCUAAGGAAGGGACUAAAAUUGGAAACAGGUGGAGGGGAUCUCAUUGCGCGACAGCGUGCUACCAACCGAUCAGUUUCUUCUGCUCUUAAUAUGCCCAUAAUUAAUAGCUUAUUGGCAGCAUAUGCAGCCUCCGUGGUCCCGAAUCCGAUGGUACAAGAAGCUAUUGUUGCUGCUGGAGCCCGUAUAGCCACUCCUUUGACUGCCAAAUCGCUGCGUAGAGCUGCACGAUCAAAGAAAUCAUCAAUGCCAGGUGUACAUUAUAUUUGCACAGACUUGUCAUCAGCAUCCCCAACCACAUACUCUACUUCGGCACCAAGUGUCUCUCCGCCACCACCAACACCUGCAGUGAAAAGUUAG